AUGUAUGCCUAUUGGUCGUCACUUGCAACAUGUCUAUCACAGCACUUCACACAAAGCAGUGAUUAUACUGGAUCGAAGCCUUUCAUCUGCAAAGAAUGCCGGCGUCCUUUCGCCCGCCAAGAUGCCCUUACUCGACAUGAAAAGCUACACGUCCGCGCUGCGAUCACCAAGCAGGCUCAAUUACAUCAAUCCGCCGUCCAUGUGCCUCCGCAGGCGCCGCCUCUAGAUCCUUUAGCCUGGGAUACCACUCGAGCCACCGCGCCGGGGGUGGUUUCAUCGUCGACGCCCAACAAUGCAUGGGAGACUUCGCAGGCGGAACAGCAUCCCAGCUUGCAACAUGCUGCCUCUGACCUCGACUUCACCCUGAUAUGGCCUGAUUCUGAGAAUCUGUUCCAAAGUAUCAUGGCGUGUGAUACGACUGAUCAGUGGCAGAUGCCACUUGGUGCCCUGCCUUUUCCACCUGUAGUGCAGGAUGUCAACGGGAUGAACUUCGGCUCGCCAGAUUCCUUUGACGAUAGGGGCUCGUCCAUAGGCGCCAUUCCCUCGGGUGGUAGCCACCAGGCCGUGCGAGAUGUUACUGAAAUGGUCACGAGCUCGUCAUCAAGCGUGACGGCUGCUAUCAAAGCGACCUCCAUAACAUCGGUUUUCUUAGACGAGUGCCUUCACAUGUUCUUUGUGCGAUUCAUACCUACCUUUCCAAUCUUGCACCGAGCAACCUUCGUCUUUCGUGAAUGCACACACCCUCUACUACUCAAUGCUAUGGCGCUUGGUUCCCUGUAUCUGGGUCCCAAAGAUUCCGUAGCAAAAGGAGAGGCGCUAUGGCGCCUAGCCCAUACUGCUAUUGCUACUUCUUGGCAGUCUCUAAUCACGCAUCGUGGGCCAUAUGAUGCUUGCACAGGAGUGCAACUCUUAAUUACAGCUCUUUUGGGACAAAUAUAUGGCGCUUUGUCCAAGAAUCGAGUCAUCCGUACCACAAGCCAGGUAUUUCGCCCACUCGGUUUCUUCUGGGCAAGACAUUGUGGAAUGCUAGACUGCGAGCCUUUUUCAUUAGAGAGCGUGCCAUUCCCCAGCGCACCGAGCAGUGAGAAAGAAAAUAAGUGGCGAACAUGGGCAGCCAGGGAAAUUCAGCAACGUGCAUUGCUUGCUUACCACAUCUUAGACGGCCUGGUCGCGCAGAUGUCCGGAGAUGGUGCUUCUACACGGCACGUCGCCAAUCCACUAAUUCUCCCGAGCAGCGAAGCUGCGUUCGAUGCCGGUAAUGUCGACGAGUGGAUUGCUACAAUGAGAUCUCAAAGAUCAGAGCAGCCUUCGUUUCGGCUAGUCUUCCGCUCACUCUUUCCGCCCAUCGGCAAUUUUCGCCCACUGGAUUAUCAGUUUUCCGCUUUCGCCUUACGAGUAGUUCUGGAGGGAUUGCAGUCCUUGGUUUCGGAUACUGAUGAAAGCGACCUGGCAGCCGUCGGUGUUCCUGACCGCUCAGACGUUCGCAGGGCGCUGGCCCAGGUGCAUGAGACCAUUACCAUGAGCAUUCAUCUUUCAGCUCCGGAAAGACUUGAAGUUCUUCUUCGAUGGCACACGAUAUGUCUGGACACGAUGAUCAACUCCACUAUCCUCUGCAGACAUGUAUGCUCUCGUUACGAAAUCACACAGCAUGUCUCUGGCGGCUCUCGAACAAUCCGACCGGGAUUCGAUAUGGUCAAAUGGGUCAAUACUGAAGAUGCCCGUCGUGCAUUGUUACAUGCCAUUGCUAUCCAGGAUAUCGUUGAGCAGUUGCCGAGAGGGCGUGCUCAUGUUAUCCACAUGCCAAGCUCCUUGUUCUCUGCAACAACGAUCUAUGUUGUUUUCUCGCUCGCCGGCGUAACCAAUAUCCACCUCCCACGUACUAUCGUUUGGCAGGACGCAUUGCUCUCGCGGGCUGACCUCAACCUUGGAUGUGACAGUAUUCGCCCCUCGACUGGAUCAGAAACUCGCCGCUUCGUUGAAGAAGGUCGGACAGACUCUCCUCCAGGGAUGGGUGCAGUGCGCAAUCUGCUAUAUGAAAUGAAUUCAUUGCAGAAAUUGUUUCGCUGCUUAUUUUCUCAGUGGGGUAUUGCCCACGACAUGGAGGAGAUCAUCGACCAUUGGAUUACUCUCUGCCAUUAG
This is a messenger RNA of Aspergillus saccharolyticus JOP 1030-1, 2139 nucleotides long. RefSeq names its product C2H2 type zinc finger domain protein. The transcript has 5 exons. Gene Ontology annotation, molecular function: zinc ion binding; DNA-binding transcription factor activity, RNA polymerase II-specific; RNA polymerase II cis-regulatory region sequence-specific DNA binding. The record is from RefSeq and is a predicted model, not a curated record. Bases 1 to 2139 code for a protein of 712 amino acids. Gene Ontology annotation, cellular component: chromatin. Lineage: Eukaryota; Fungi; Ascomycota; Eurotiomycetes; Eurotiales; Aspergillaceae. Gene Ontology annotation, biological process: regulation of transcription by RNA polymerase II; DNA-templated transcription.